This is a messenger RNA of Rotaria sp. Silwood1, 1195 nucleotides long. The record is from the annotation of a GenBank genome assembly. NCBI's taxonomy places the organism in Eukaryota, Metazoa, Rotifera, Eurotatoria, Philodinida, Philodinidae.
CCCACACCCACACCCUAUACAACAAAAAAAAAGAAGGGAGUGUUUUGUAUCGACUGACAAUUCUCUCAUUGAUGUUUUAGUAUGAAGGAAGCCAAUAUAGAGAAUUGAUCUAAAGUGUUUUUUUGAACAUUAAUUAUACAAUAAUUUGCUUCAUUUUAGUUUCAAUAUAUUAAAAAUUAUUCAAACGAACAACAACAACAAAAGGUAUAUAAAUUUUUAUUUCUUUCAAAUUCUUUCUUUUUUUCUUGUCUGUAUGUUUCAAUUUUUGUUUGCAUAUACAUACAUCAUUUCUUUUGUUGUUUUGAUUUAUUUAUCAAGAGAAAAGACGAGAGAAAGAGAGAAAAAAAAAAGGAAAAAUGAAUGAAGUAAGAUGUUCGUGAUUGUCAAGGUUGGUUUAUAUUUAUUUUCUUUGAGGUUUUGAAUAAUCAUGAUCAUAAUAUUAAAUUAGUAAAACAAACAGAUAGAAUAACUGGAUCGAAGAAAAACUUAUUACCAAUCAACAUUCAUCAUCACAAGAAGUAUAAAAAUUUAUUUAUUAAGAAAUAGAAAAUUAUUAUUAUUAUUAUUAUUAUUAUUAUUCUUACAUAAUAGAUUAUAAAUGAAUAUCAUGAAGAAUUAAGAAUAAAUUUAAAAAAAAAAUACAAAUAGAAUGGAAAAUAUUAUUCAACAAAAUCCAAUUUUAUCUCAAUCGAAUCAAGAUUCACGAUUAAAUCGUUCAUUAGAAACAAGUCAAGUUGUUGCGGUUGCUGCAUCUAUUAAUUUAAAAAAUCUUCUUUCUUAUCAAGAUGUUAUGAAUGCAAUUGAACGUGAUCAUCAUUUACAUGAAGGACAAGAACGUGAAAUAAUUAUGAAAUUAUGGUUAAAAGGACAAACAAUGAUUGCAAUUUUACAACGUUUUAGAUAUUUAUUACAAGAUCUUAAUAUAGAUGAUAAAGAUUUUUCUGAAGGAUUAAAACAAAUACGUGAAAAACUAAAUUAUGCUCAUCGUGACGUAUAUUAUCUUCAAGAAAAAAAUCUUAUACUUGAAAAUCAAAAUCAUUUUCUUGAAAAUGAAUUUAAACGACAAUUAGAUAAAAUAGUUGAAGAAAAAAAUGAACAUAUUAAUCGACUUAUACAUAUUAUUGAUCAAACAUAUACACGAUCAACUCAAAUAAAUAAUCAUAUUAAUGAUGAAUAUUAUUCAUCAAGUAAAUAA